This is a messenger RNA of Macrobrachium nipponense, 1187 nucleotides long. RefSeq names its product transcription initiation factor TFIID subunit 8-like (gene Taf8). NCBI's taxonomy places the organism in Eukaryota, Metazoa, Arthropoda, Malacostraca, Decapoda, Palaemonidae. Bases 1 to 822 code for a protein of 273 amino acids. Gene Ontology annotation, molecular function: protein heterodimerization activity. The transcript has 6 exons. Gene Ontology annotation, cellular component: transcription factor TFIID complex. Gene Ontology annotation, biological process: transcription initiation at RNA polymerase II promoter. The record is from RefSeq and is a predicted model, not a curated record.
AUGGCGAUGAUAGCCCCAGGGGUCACGGAGAUAGGAACCAGCUCCAACCCGAGGAGGAAGAUCCUGGCGUCCGUCGUCUGCGCCGUCCUGCAGGAGACUGGGUUCCAGUCCGGGGACAAGGCCGCCGUUGGGACGCUCGUCGAGAUGUUGACGAGCUUCCUGCGUGAGGUUGGCCGCAGCAGCAAAACCUUCUGUGAAUUAGCAUAUCGGACAGAGCCAGUCGUAGCAGACCUUUUGCUGGCAUUGACAGAAAUGGGAUUUUCUAUUGAAGGUCUUCAGGCUUACAAAAAUCGCCAAAACAGGGUUGUCAUAUCACCUCCAGCACAGCAAGUAGAUUUAAAGCAACAUAAUGUGUUGCAAGUCGGAGAUAAAAAGCCCCAUUCUGCACAUAUUCCUGACCAUCUCCCCACUUUUCCAGAUACACACACAUACUGUUUUUCACACACAUACAAACAACCAGUCACUGAAUACGAAGCCAUCAGAGAGAAGGCAGCAGCCCAAAAGAGGGACAUUGAGAGAGCCCUGACAAAGUUUGCAGCGAAGACACGAGAAACCCAGAAUUUAUUCAUCACCGAUGAUAAGGAGUAUUUACUCGUGAAAGUCGACCCAAAUCCCAAACCCUACUUAGAUGCAUUGAUGCCAAGAGAUCAGGUCUUUGAGGAGGAAGAGGAAAAUACAAGAAGAAAGAGAAGAAAAGCAAUGAAUGACGAAGAGGAGUUACAAAAGGAAAAGGACAAGCUCAACGAAUCACAGGAUGCUGAACUGGAUAAUCCUUAUCUCAGGCCUGUCAAGAUGCCUCGGAAACCCAAAGCCAAGAAAUGAAGGAACUUUUACUUGGAAGACUGAAGUGAUGGAAACCCAAAGAAAGAAAUUGCUUAUUGUUUUCCAUAGUAUGAAGUCUUUCUUAGAACAUUAGCAGCUGCUCUAGGAGAGAGUCUGUUCUGGCACAGGGUCAAACUGAUCCAGCAAAAGAGUUAAAAGCAUUUUGUUUUGGUAAAUGACAAUUCUAGUUUUAAAAUUUGGAAGUAAAUGACAAUUUAGUUUUAAAAUUUGGAACAUUAUCAACAAAUUUUGUGUACUUUUUCUUGAACUUAGCCUUAAUGUGAGCCCCAGACUUUUUUAAAAUAUAAUGGACUAUUUAUGCUGUAAUCAUCUGGUACUUGAUAAAUAUAUCUUUAUUCACAAAA